Molecule: messenger RNA, 2487 nt
Organism: Fusarium redolens
Lineage: Eukaryota; Fungi; Ascomycota; Sordariomycetes; Hypocreales; Nectriaceae
Exons: 11
Coding region: 1-2487 (828 amino acids)
Cellular component (GO): nucleus
Molecular function (GO): RNA binding
Source: RefSeq, a predicted model, not a curated record
AUGGACGAAACUGAACGGCGAACGGUGAAGCGUUCGCGCUUCGACCAGACAGAGCCGGAACCUAAAAGGACAUCGCGAUUUGACCGUCGCUCUCGAUCUCCUCCGUCGCGUCGCUCUGAGCCCGGUAGAGAUCGUAGCCCCAUUGCAAAAGAUGCAACCCACGAGACAAGGAAGUCUCCAACCGAUGCUGCCGCUGCCGCUGCUGCCGCUGCGGCUCGCAUAAACGCGCAGCUUCAAGCCCGUAAGGGAAUCCAGCACGUCGAUGUGCCUCCCAUCAGGUCUGCUGAUACCGAAUCACCACCGCCGCGACCAUCUUCGACACCGCAAAGCGCAAACAAGACAGCUCCGGCACUCGACGGAGAGAUGUAUGUUGCGGAUGGCGACUACAUCCAGGAUAUCGAAGUCAAUGACCUAAGGAAUCGCUACCUCCUCACCAAGGGGUCUACGCAGAAAAUGAUCAAAGACGAAACCGGCGCUGAUAUUACUACCCGGGGCAGCUACUAUCCCAACAAGAGUAUGGCAACCGCCGCGAAUCCUCCGUUGUACCUUCACAUCACAAGCACGAGCAAGUCUGGCUUGGAGGCCGCUGUCGCCAAGAUCAACGAACUGAUCCAACAGGAACUCCCUCAGCUUGUCGAUGAAAGGCGUUUCCGCCGUCGAGAUCAGGAGCAGGUUGAACGUGACGAGUUUGGUCGACGUAAAUGGCCCGAAGAGAAGAUCCCUAUCAGCCUGGAGCCCGUACAUGGGUUCAAUCUGCGUGCCCAGGUCGUUGGACAUGGAGGUGCUUACGUAAAGCAUAUCCAGCAGGAGACAACUUGUCGCGUACAGAUCAAGGGACGAGGUUCUGGGUAUCUUGAGGCGGCCACUAACCAAGAGAGCGAUGAAGACAUGUUCCUCCACGUGACCGGUCCUGACCCCAACAUGGUUGCGAAAGCAAAGGAGCUUUGCGAGGACCUGAUUGCCAAUGUCAAGGAACAGUACGAAGAGUUCAAGAGCCGCCCACCGCGCUACGGCGGCGACCGCUAUGGAGGUGACCGAUACGGGGGCGAUCGCUACAAUGGUGGCGGUGACCGUAACCAUUCCCACGGUGGCUCGCACGGAGCUUCUCAUGGUUCAUAUAGUGGUUCUGGCUAUGGUGGAUACGGAUCUAACUCGGGUGGUGCUUCAAACAGUCCAGCCCCUGCUGGUGUGAACAGUCCGACGACCGCUGCUGACUAUGCCGCCCAGUACGCUCAGUACUACGGUGGCGCAGACCCUUAUGCAGCCUAUGGUGGUUAUGCUAACUAUGUUGCCAUGUACCAGCAAUACUAUGGAGCUCAGGCUCAGGCUCAAGCACAGGCUCCUGGCGCUGCUCCUGGGCAGUCAGCUUCACCUCCUCCGCCCCCAAGUGAAGCCGCUCCUCCUCCACCCCCGCCGCCCAGCUCGGCACCUCCCCCGCCUCCUCCUUCUGGAUCCCCUCCUGGAACAGGCGGGAGUUACGGUUCGUCACUGGAUUUGGAAUUCAAUGGCUCUGUACGAAACCAUGGCAAGAUGAGCCAUCAGCGAUAUCCCUCCCACGAUCCAGUCAAGGAGCCCCAUUCUAUCUCGCUCAAAGUGCUUCGACUGUCGCGCCCAUCGCUCGUAACUCAAUACCCGAUCGAUCCUCCCUCCUCAGUCGGCGCAUCCGUCAAGUCAGCCCCGAUCCCGGCUUCGCUCGCUUACCACUCCGAAGCCGCCUUGAACCCAUCUCCAUUCCUUCUCGGUCCGGCCGUCAACCUUCCCGUAUCGUUUGGUUCAGCAUAUGUCGGCGAGACGUUCAGCUGCACUCUUUGCGCGAACAAUGACCUACCAAUCGAUGCUGCCAAGAAAAUUCGCGAUGUGCGCAUCGAAGCAGAGAUGAAGACGCCCGGUAUGGGUGCUGUUCAGCGCCUUGAGCUUGGCCCUUCAAAUGGUCAACCUGAAGUUGAUCUUGAGUCUGGAGGUACCUUGCAGAGAGUGGUCUCGUUCGAUCUUAAGGAGGAGGGUAAUCACGUGCUUGCGGUAACAGUGAGCUACUACGAGGCGACAGAGACAAGUGGACGAACAAGAACUUUUCGCAAGCUGUACCAGUUUAUCUGCAAAGCUUCACUCAUCGUGCGCACCAAGGUGGGUCCUCUGAACUCCAACAACACUCAAGAACACGGGCGAUGGGUGCUCGAGGCGCAGCUGGAGAACUGUAGCGAAGACGUGGUGCAGCUGGAGAAGGUGGUACUAGAUACGGAGCCUGGGUUGCGGUAUCGAGACUGCAACUGGGAGGCGAGCGGAAGCGAAAAGCCGGUGCUGCACCCGGGCGAAGUGGAGCAGGUUUGCUUCGUGGUCGCGGAGGACGGCACCGAGUCGGGUGUGGAGGUGACACUGGACGGGAGGAUUAUCUUUGGAUCAUUGGGAAUUGGAUGGAGAGGUGAGAUGGGAAAUAGAGGAUAUCUGGCUACUGGGAAGUUAGGCACGAGGCGAGCAGCAGCACGAUGA